Molecule: messenger RNA, 615 nt
Organism: Pediculus humanus corporis (human body louse)
Lineage: Eukaryota; Metazoa; Arthropoda; Insecta; Psocodea; Pediculidae
Exons: 2
Coding region: 1-615 (204 amino acids)
Source: RefSeq, a predicted model, not a curated record
AUGGGAGAUGGCGGAGAAUUUUUCACUUGUUAUAACCCACCUAAAUUCAAUGAUAGAAUAAUUUAUCCGAAAAGGACCGCCAUCUCCUAUUCGAAACAUAAAUCGCCGAAAUGUUGCCAACAAAUUUACAACAUGAUGGUCGAUAGGAAUAAAUUAAAAAAAUUACGAUCGUUUAAUUUAUCGAGACCCGUGAGGACUGUCGUUUACGAUUUAAAACUCGAUCCCAUACCCAUAUGCAAAUCUAGAGAGUUUAAAACAGAAGAAGAAGAAGGAGAAGGAGAAGAAGGUGCAAAAGAAGAAGUAAAACCGGAUAAUAAUAAUAAUAAUAAUGUGAUAAUACACGAAUUUCAAGACAUAUCCGAUAGCAUAUCAUUUGACGACAAUGAAAAAUAUUUAAUACACGUGUGCGAAAGUGGUUCGGUGACGGAAUGUUCGGGAUGCAGCACUCUUGGUGGAGCCAUUAAACAAAAAAUCCACGUGAAACCGAAACUUCAUUGGCAAGAUUUAUUGUCGGAGACAGCAAUACAAAAAUGUCACAGAAGAGUUUAUAAAAUAAUGGAGAGAUAUAAGGGAAAUGCUUGCGAAGAAUUAAAAAUAAAAUCGACGAUUAUCUAA